GCUCCAGAUUGUUGCGCUUGUUGAUCAACGCGAGGGCGCCUCUUUCUCUGGCUGCGGCUUCCGGGAAACGGAGCGCGGGUGGAGGAUCGCCAGCCGGGAUGGCUCUGCGCUCUGCGCCCCUGUUGCUUCUAGUAUUGGUGACGGUCGCCUCGCGGGAGAGCCGCUUCGGCAACUCCUCGCACUCCCUGAAGUAUUUCUACACCUCCAUCUCGGACUCCAGUCAGGAAUCGCCUCAUUUUGUUGUUCUGGGGUAUGUGGACAGUCAGGUCUUUGCUCACUAUGACAGCAACAGCCAGAAGUUCCAGCCUCGAGUCUCCUGGAUAGAGAAGGUGGAGAAGGAAGACCCCCAGUACUGGGAAAAAUACACCGAGAUAUUACGUGACAAUGAGAAGCUGUUCAAAGAAGACCUGGAGAAGCUGAAGACUCGCUACAAUCACAGCAACGGCCUGCACACUUGGCAGAACAUGGUCAGCUGUACGCUCCAGGGUAACAGGAGCAGAGGACUUUGGCAGUAUGGCUACCAAGGGAGGACCUUCAUCGCCUUCGAUGAAAAGACCUUCACCUGGGUGGCUUCCGACCUCCAGGCCCAGGUGACCCAGAGGGAUUGGAAUGCUAAUCCAAGACUGAAUCCGUACAUUAAGACCUACCUUAUGGAGGAAUGCAUUGCGUGGCUGAAGAAGUUUCUGUCCUACGGGAAUGAGACGCUGCUGAGGACAGAGCCUCCAGAGGUGACCAUGAGCAGCAGGACAGAGGAGGUGGAGGAUGGGAUGGAGACGCACAUCUGCCGCCUGGAUGGCUUCUACCCCAGGGACAUCGAGGCCUCCUGGACGAGGGACGGGGAGGUCUGGCUGCCGGACACCCUCCGUGGCUCCGUGGCCCCCAACGCAGAUGGGACCUUCCACGCCUGGCUCAGCAUCCAGAUCGAUCCCAAAGAGAGGGGCCGCUAUCGCUGCCACGUGGAGCACGACGGCCUACCGAAGUCUCUGGACGUGGCCCUGGAGGAACCAAAAUCCAGCCUGGGGAUCAUCAUCAUCAGCUGCGUUGUGGCUGGUCUUGUCCUGCUGGGUGUGAUUGUUGGGAUCUUGGUAUUCCUCAAGAGACGUCAAGAUGACUACAGAGCAGCACUAGAACUAGACUGUGGAAGAUGGGCCCCCUUUUCAUUCAUGCCAGGCUGUUUUGGGAGUGGAGACCCCCAAGGAGAAACAUCUGGGACAAGGAACUCUCCAGAAGGAAGUGAGGAAGGAUCUAAUAAUUCAGAUCAGGGUAAGUCGGAGGGAGCUGAUGCUGUGGAAGCAAUUCUGCCUCUUUCCAAGACUUCGGGUGCAUGGGGGGGGGGGUGGAAGAGAUGAAAAGUGGGAGAGUCCCUCCCCCCUUUUAAAGGCCCUCCUAAUAUCUCCUCCCUGUGUUUCCUCUGUGUCCAAUUCUGGUGGAAUAAUUAGAAUUGGAGCCAGUUUUGCUUUAAUAGUGAUGGUACCAGGUGAAACUAACUGGAAGACGGUGACUCCCAGUCCCAUUUUAGGCAUGAAAGCCAGGCGGGUGUCACAAAAUGCACUUUCCUUGCCUUGCUUUGUUCCUGAGGUGGAGAAGGGAAGCUCUCCCUGUGGGAUUCAGGCAGGGGAGGCAGCCCAGAGUCUGCCUGGUGGAGCCUGGCCCCCUUUGGAGGAGAGAGAGCCCUCAAUUCCUUGGUGGGAAAUAGGGAAACCAACGGCGAUGCCGCAAACCCCAGUGAUUGGAGUCUCUUCCGAUGGCGUAGCUGAGACCUGGCUGACUCUGGAAGAUGG
Crotalus tigris (Tiger rattlesnake) is the source of this 1781-nucleotide messenger RNA. RefSeq names its product major histocompatibility complex class I-related gene protein-like. Bases 99 to 1349 code for a protein of 416 amino acids. Gene Ontology annotation, cellular component: external side of plasma membrane. The record is from RefSeq and is a predicted model, not a curated record. Gene Ontology annotation, biological process: immune response. The transcript has 8 exons. Lineage: Eukaryota; Metazoa; Chordata; Lepidosauria; Squamata; Viperidae.